Messenger RNA from Pan troglodytes (chimpanzee), 3959 nucleotides. It is a transcript of the gene ADARB2, whose product is annotated as adenosine deaminase RNA specific B2 (inactive). Gene Ontology annotation, biological process: adenosine to inosine editing; RNA processing. The transcript is spliced from 10 exons. The record is from RefSeq and is a predicted model, not a curated record. Gene Ontology annotation, cellular component: nucleolus; cytoplasm. Lineage: Eukaryota; Metazoa; Chordata; Mammalia; Primates; Hominidae. Gene Ontology annotation, molecular function: double-stranded RNA adenosine deaminase activity; double-stranded RNA binding; tRNA-specific adenosine deaminase activity. The coding region runs from base 599 to 2818 and encodes 739 amino acids.
AGACGCACCCGCGCCGCGUCCUUGUUCCCCGGGAGCAGCCUCCCUCCAGCCGCCGGUCCUGGGAGCUUCACCGUCCAAACGGGAGCUGAGUUUGCAAGCGGCCAGGCGGCGGUGCGGCUGGUGCUGCUGCUGAUGUCAGAGCCAGAAAGCAGUUGUGAUUGGAUCUAAUUAGACGCUGCUGCAGCAAAUAGACAAGCUCCCUGCGUGAUUGGCUUCAAAGUGGCUGGUGCCAAACAACUAGCAGAGGCGCAAAAGUAGCCUCCCUGCGCUGGGAGCCCAGAGCAGGAGGCAGAGCCCGCGGGAAGCUCGGAGCACUCAGGACGCCGCGCGCCCUUCCCCGCCCUCCCUGACCAGGGAGCAGCUCGCUCCAGGCGCCCAGCCGAGGCCCCCAGCCCAGUGAGAGCAAGUCAUAGAGAACAAUUCGAGAGACAGAGAGAGACGGAGCGCGCUUUCCUGCUCAGUCCUGAAAAGUGAGCCGCUCCCGGGUUUGCAACCUCAAGCUUCGCAGCAGCGGCGGCGGCGGCGGCGGCUGCCGGGAAGGAGGCAGGUGCAGGUGCAGGAGGGAGGCGGCUCUGGGCUCCGCGCCUGGGUCUCGACCAUGGCCUCGGUCCUGGGGAGCGGCAGAGGGUCUGGAGGGCUGAACAGUCAACUCAAAUGCAAGUCCAAGAGGAGGAGGAGGCGGAGGUCCAAGCGGAAAGAUAAAGUAAGCAUAUUGUCAACCUUCCUCGCUCCUUUCAAGCACCUGAGUCCUGGCAUCACAAACACGGAGGAUGACGACACCCUCAGUACCAGCAGCGCGGAGGUGAAGGAGAACCGCAACGUGGGCAACCUGGCCGCGCGGCCACCGCCCUCCGGGGACCGGGCCCGGGGCGGCGCGCCCGGCGCGAAGAGGAAGCGGCCGCUGGAGGAGGGGAAUGGGGGCCACUUGUGCAAACUGCAGCUGGUCUGGAAGAAGCUGUCGUGGUCGGUGGCGCCCAAGAACGCGCUGGUGCAGCUGCACGAGCUGAGGCCGGGCCUGCAGUACCGGACAGUGUCGCAGACGGGCCCGGUGCAUGCCCCGGUCUUCGCGGUAGCGGUGGAGGUGAACGGGCUCACGUUCGAGGGCACAGGCCCCACCAAGAAGAAGGCCAAGAUGCGCGCGGCGGAGCUGGCACUCAGGUCCUUCGUGCAGUUCCCCAACGCCUGCCAGGCGCACCUGGCCAUGGGCGGGGGCCCAGGCCCCGGCACGGACUUCACCUCCGACCAGGCCGAUUUCCCCGACACGCUCUUCCAGGAGUUCGAGCCCCCGGCGCCGCGCCCCGGACUCGCGGGAGGCCGCCCCGGGGACGCCGCGCUUCUGUCCGCGGCCUAUGGUCGACGGCGGCUGCUGUGCCGCGCGCUGGACCUGGUGGGCCCGACCCCCGCCACCCCCGCGGCCCCGGGCGAGCGCAACCCCGUGGUGCUGCUGAACCGCCUGCGCGCCGGGCUGCGCUACGUGUGUCUGGCAGAACCGGCCGAGCGGCGCGCGCGGAGCUUCGUGAUGGCCGUGAGCGUGGACGGCAGGACGUUCGAGGGCUCGGGACGCAGCAAGAAGCUGGCCCGGGGUCAGGCCGCACAGGCCGCACUGCAGGCGCUCUUCGACAUCCAGAUGCCCGGCCACGCGCCCGGCAGGGCCAGGAGGACGCCAAUGCCACAGGAAUUCGCAGACUCCAUAUCCCAGCUGGUCACACAGAAGUUCCGCGAGGUGACGACGGACCUCACGCCCAUGCACGCCCGCCAUAAAGCGCUGGCAGGAAUCGUCAUGACCAAAGGCCUGGAUGCUCGGCAGGCGCAGGUCGUGGCCCUGUCCUCGGGGACCAAGUGCAUCAGCGGCGAGCACCUCAGUGACCAGGGGCUGGUGGUGAAUGACUGCCACGCGGAGGUCGUGGCCCGGCGGGCGUUCCUGUACUUCCUCUACACGCAGCUGGAGCUGCACCUGAGCAAGCGGCGCGAGGACUCAGAGCGAUCGAUAUUCGUGCGGUUAAAAGAAGGUGGCUACCGGCUGCGAGAAAACAUCCUCUUCCAUCUCUACGUGAGCACCUCCCCCUGUGGAGACGCAAGACUCCACUCUCCCUACGAGAUCACCACAGACCUGCACAGCAGCAAACACCUCGUCAGGAAGUUCCGCGGGCACCUGCGCACCAAGAUCGAGUCCGGGGAAGGGACGGUCCCCGUGCGUGGCCCCAGCGCAGUGCAGACCUGGGACGGCGUCCUGCUGGGGGAGCAGCUCAUCACCAUGUCCUGCACGGACAAGAUCGCCAGGUGGAACGUCCUGGGGCUGCAGGGCGCGCUCCUGUCCCACUUCGUGGAGCCCGUGUACCUGCAGAGCAUCGUGGUGGGCAGCCUGCACCACACGGGCCACCUCGCACGCGUCAUGAGCCACCGCAUGGAGGGUGUCGGCCAGCUGCCCGCCUCCUACCGGCACAACCGGCCUCUCCUCAGCGGCGUGAGUGACGCCGAGGCGCGCCAGCCGGGGAAGUCGCCCCCCUUCAGCAUGAACUGGGUCGUGGGCAGUGCGGACCUGGAGAUUAUCAACGCCACCACUGGGCGGAGGAGCUGUGGGGGCCCGUCCCGGCUCUGCAAGCACGUGCUGUCUGCACGGUGGGCGCGGCUGUAUGGCAGGCUGAGCACACGGACACCCAGCCCCGGAGACACGCCCUCCAUGUACUGUGAGGCCAAGCUGGGGGCGCACACCUACCAGUCUGUGAAACAGCAGCUGUUCAAGGCCUUUCAGAAGGCUGGCCUGGGCACCUGGGUGAGGAAACCACCGGAGCAGCAGCAGUUUCUACUGACUCUCUAGGCUGCGGGCUCCUGGCUGCUGGAGCUGAGCGGGACGUUGGAGGGAUGGGACCGUGUCUGGGGGGCGACGUGGCGGGUCGGCCGGUUCCCUGCAUUCGUUUUACUUUGGUUCCCAGAAACACGCGAGUGUGCAAUGUUUGGACAAGCAACGACACAAAUUCAGAACGUGCCUCUUCCCAGAUCGCUGGCCCCAGAACCCUGUCCCCCACACCCAGGGGCACACGCACUGUUGAGUUAGCGCCGACUCUUCCUGUGGAGUCUGAGGGAGGGGCUCCAUUUAGGCAAAGAGGUUUUAGCUGCAGCCUUGGAAGGAGGCACCGACACGACACCAGGCAGGAGUGAGCCUCAGGCCCCGUCCCUGCACCCCACCCCUGCGUGCGCCUCUUGGUGAUGCUGGGGUCUCACUAGCUUGAGGGGGCACAUGAAGAUAAGCCACAAAUGAAGAGAAAAGCCAUGCCUACCCCAGCCCCAGAGAAACCAAUAAGAAUCCUCUAUUAUUUUCACUAUUCAUUUAGGUUUUUAUACUCCACCUCCUUUCAAAAAACAUUUAAGAUGUACGACAUUACCGAACACCUAAAAUAGAACCAGAGAAACGAAAGCCAUUCCCACAAAGUGAAGGAACAGUUUCCAAAACCCCUGCGAGGCAGAGUUAAGACCUGUGACGUGGGGAGCCUGGAAACACCCGGCCCACGCGUGCUGCAGAUGUGGGGAGCCUGGAAACACCCGGCCCACGCGUGCUGCAGAUGUGGGGAGUCUGGAAACACCCGGCCCACGCGUGCUGUAGAUGUGGGGAGCCUGGAAACACCCGGCCCACGCGUGCUGCAGAUGUGGGGAGUCUGGAAACACCCGGCCCACGCGUGCUGUAGAUGUGGGGAGCCUGGAAACACCUGGCCCACGCGUGCUGCAGGUGUGGGGAGCCCGGAAACACCUGGCCCAUGCCUGUUCAGUCCGUCAUGGCGUUUGGUUUAUGGUGGCCGAUACUAAGAGCCACUGAGGUCUGGGUUGUGUAAGGGUUAGCUACCACCCUAUAACCUCCCUACCAGGUAAUAUGGAGACCAAGUCUUUGAUCAAAUUCUGAUUUUUUAACUAAAUUUUCGUUAGAAAGCAAGCACAAAAUAAAAUCAAAACAACCUUUACCUUCA